CCACUAAAAAAUGGCAGAAAGUGGUAGUAGUUUGAACUCUAUCAUGUCCAAUUAACCGAGAGUGGAGAAGAGAGAAAAAAAACAAUAACAAUAACAAAUUAACAAUGGCGCGAGCAGCAGUAUCAGCUUCCCUGAAGCUUUUCUCCCUCAAAUCAUCUUCUCAAUCUCUCUCCUCCAUUUCCGCAACAGUUGCCUUCAGCACCUUUCGCACUCCUUCUCAGAAGAGGAGAGAGAAAGAGAAGAAGCGAACUCCAAGUUCCGCCAUAACAUUAGCUUCAACUUCAUCUUCAUCUUCAUCUUCAAAUUCGAAGCUGAAAUCGGCAGCCUUAGAAGUGGUCAAGAGGAGGACGAGGUCAGAAAAGGAAUUCGAUGAAGAUUACAUCAAGAAAUAUGGAGAUGAAGAGAGUCAUAUUCCAGUAAUGCUCGGUGAAAUUCUCGAUGUUUUUCCUUCUUCUUCGUUUCGCCUUCGCUCUUUCGUCGAUUGUACCCUAGGCGCCGGUGGUCACUCUUGCGCUAUAAUUCAAGGUCAUCCUGAACUGCAAACAUAUAUUGGAUUAGAUGUUGAUCCUGUAGCCCAUGAGAAGGCUCAAUUUCGAAUCAGCAGUGUACUGAGCAGCAAGCCUUCUUGUUCAAAUAUCGAUUUGAAAGCUCAUAUGCUAUUGAGGAAUUUUAAAGAAAUUAAACAAGUCAUUGGUCAGGUUGAUGAGAAGCUCUUAUUGUCUGGAGUUGAUGGGAUUUUGAUGGACUUGGGAAUGUCUUCCAUGCAGGUUGAUGAUGCUGGAAGAGGAUUCAGCAUGCUUAACAAUGGGCCAUUAGAUAUGCGAAUGGAUCCUAAGGGUACUUUGAAAGCAGAGGAUAUACUCAAUUCUUGGCCACCAACUGAAGUUGGGAGAAUCCUUCUGGAGUAUGGAGAAGAAAGUAACUGGUAUUCCCUUCAGAACAAGAUUGCCAAGGCUCGUCUAGGCGGUGGGUUUCAUUCAACUGGGGAUUUGGUGAAUCUUAUUCGCAGUACAAAUUCCAGAAUAAAAGGAGGCAGGCAGGGUUGGAUAAAGACCGCUGCACGAGUUUUCCAAGCACUAAGGAUAGCAGUUAAUGAUGAACUCAAAACUUUGGAAAAUUCUCUUUAUUCUUGCUUUGACUGCCUCAGCCCUGGUGGCAGGCUCGCAGUCAUUUCCUUCCACAGUCUGGAAGACAGGAUUGUAAAACAGACUUUCCUCAACAUCAUCAACAACAUUCACAGGAAAGGAGACACAAUCGAAAAAGAGGGAGGAUAUGGAACUGAGCCAAGAGAGUAUACAUUUUACCCCUCGGAAAAGGAAGCUUGGAUUAAACAAGUUGUAAAAGGUUCUGCUGGGGUAAUUCUCACUAAGAGACCUAUAACAGCAUCUACUGAGGAAGAGAAAUUAAAUUCCAGGUGUAGGAGUGCUAAACUCAGAGUAAUCCAGAAAUUUUAAGGUAUUAGUCAAUUUAAGUCAAUUGGGAGGCGAGUUCAGUAGAGUUAUCAGCUAUUGUGAUUAGUAUUCAGGAAACUAGGACAGCUUUUCCUUUAAUAUUAUGAAUUUGACUUCUAUAAAGUCGCACCAAUUCCUCGUUUCUUAGUUUUUAUUUGUUGUGGUAUGACUAGUGAAUCUGUCAUAUAUUAAACUCCAAUGGAGAAAUUACCUGUC
Beta vulgaris subsp. vulgaris (sugar beet) is the source of this 1667-nucleotide messenger RNA. RefSeq lists its product as uncharacterized. Gene Ontology annotation, molecular function: rRNA (cytosine-N4-)-methyltransferase activity. Bases 105 to 1454 code for a protein of 449 amino acids. NCBI's taxonomy places the organism in Eukaryota, Viridiplantae, Streptophyta, Magnoliopsida, Caryophyllales, Amaranthaceae. The transcript is spliced from 5 exons. The record is from RefSeq and is a predicted model, not a curated record. Gene Ontology annotation, biological process: rRNA base methylation.